AUGUUGCCCCCUCCAGCCGGAAGCCCCAGCGCCAUAGUGUUGCUGGCUUUGGCCUCGUCCGUCCCAGUCCCAAGUGCGAGUCCCAGCCGAUGCGUGGUCAGAUUGGAUUGCGACAGCGCCGAUAGCGCCUUGAGCGCCCUGCCUGGCGAUGGUGCCGCCAUCUGUACCCACCACAUCCAUUCAUCCUCGGGCUUCCUGACUGCACUUGUGCUCUGA
Messenger RNA from Trichoderma gamsii, 216 nucleotides. RefSeq lists its product as hypothetical. The transcript has a single exon. The coding region runs from base 1 to 216 and encodes 71 amino acids. The record is from RefSeq and is a predicted model, not a curated record. Lineage: Eukaryota; Fungi; Ascomycota; Sordariomycetes; Hypocreales; Hypocreaceae.